UUUACACACACAAACACAAUUCUCUUCAACAUCUUUUCUUAUUUCAUCAUCUCUACUCUUUUCUCUUGAGUUUUCUUAUCAUGGGCAAGGACAAGAGCAGGGCUGCCACCUCCGGAAAAUCAAAGUCCAAAUCCCGGGCGCCUACGACAUCCACCGAGGAACGCCUCUACUAUGGUGACGGGUCAUACCUUUGGUUUGAUUCCGAGGAGGAACGCACCCGUUUCCUCACUUUCUUCUCUAAACGGGUUGUGGCUCCACCACGGAUCAUCCCGGAGCGCUACCCGGAGCUGCAGGGCUACGACGACCUCGAUCUUGGGUGCAUCGCCGGCGUCCCCUACCAAGGUGACGACGUUUCCCUAUAUGGCGGAGAGGACUGGGUGCUCAACAACGAGGGCCUUAUCCUCAACGAGCUUGGCAUCACCGAGCUCAUCCGCCAUGCCUCGGGCCGCCCCACCAUCCACUCCGCGAACCCCGAAGGCCGUCUUCUUCUCUACAUCGUCUCCCGGAUCAUCAAACCCAAGAAGCACGGCCACACCAUCAUGUCCGGUGAAGAUCUCAAGCUCAUCCAUGCGAUCAUGCAUUCGGCCCCAAUCAAUUGGGCAAAGUUUGUCAUGAUCAACAUGACGAUUGCCGCGUCCACCGACCACGAUUACCUCCUCCCGUACCCGUUCGUGGUGAUAGACAUCCUUGAAUGGUUCAAGGUGACCACCACCGUUGGCCCACUCACAAAGGCCACGAAGAUUUGGGCGAUUAGCACCCAAACCUUCAAGAAGCGGUCAGACAACGCCGGACCUGCCACUGCCGUGCCACGGCCCCGUUUUGCUGCUAGCCCAGCCAAACCCCAGACCCGGGCCAACCUUGCCUCCAUUGCUGACUCUCUCAACCGGCUGCACUUCAAAGUUGAUGGGAUGGAUGGCUACCUUGAAAGACUUGACGAGGCAGUCCAACGUCAAGGGUACGCCAUGAACGCGUACUUCCAACGCGUUAACUACGUCCCCCCACCGCACCAUGGCACGUUCUUUGGGCAGGUGUACGGUGACGAGGACGAAGACGAUGCCUCCUACGACCCGUCAAGCUCCUCGGACGAGGACGAGUUCGACGACGCCGUUGAUGGUGAUGAGAUGGACGUCGACGACGACGAGGAGGAAACCGAAGACGAAGACUAGGACGCCCCUAGAAUUUCUAUCUCUUUUAUUUUAAUUAUCCUGUUUUUUUAAUGCUUCCGUUGUACUCCGCUAUUUCCCUUUUUCAAUAAAUAAAAGUUAUCCUCUAUCUUUUUGUUAAUGUCAAAAGGGGGAAGAAAAGGGUUAUGCAUAC
Messenger RNA from Cuscuta campestris, 1317 nucleotides. The record is from the annotation of a GenBank genome assembly. NCBI's taxonomy places the organism in Eukaryota, Viridiplantae, Streptophyta, Magnoliopsida, Solanales, Convolvulaceae.